AACACACACGCAAAUCAAAAGAAACACGCAUGCGCACAUACCGUAUGUUGUUCUCCUAUGCGGAAGUCAACGAUCUGUCAUAUGACCUGAGCCUGGAGAACAAGAGCGAUGCCGCACGUUAAUGGAUAAAAGUACGAGAUACGUCGAAUGACAUCCACAACGAGAAAGGAAUGGAGGAGAUAAAAGUGUCUCCCGACUACAACUGGUUCAGGAGUACAGUGCCAUUGAAAAGAAUAAUAGUCGACGACGACGACAGCAAGGUGUGGUCGCUGUACGAUGCCGGGCCCAAGAGCAUCCGGUGCCCCAUCAUCUUCCUGCCCCCGGUCAGUGGCACUGCAGAGGUGUUCUUCCAGCAGGUCCUGGCUCUGACCGGCUGGGGCUACAGAGUCAUCUCGUUGCAGUAUCCUGUAUACUGGGAUCUCUUGGAGUUCUGCGAUGGAUUCCGGAAGCUUCUUGAUCACUUGCAGUUGGAUAAGGUUCAUUUGUGUGGGGCUUCGUUGGGGGGGUUCCUGGCCCAGAAGUUCGCAGAGUGUACGUACAAGUCCCCAAGGGUGCACUCUCUAAUACUGUGCAACUCCUUCAGCGACACCUCAAUUUUUAACCAGACCUGGGCGGCAAACAGCUUUUGGUUGAUGCCAGCCUUUAUGCUUAAGAAGAUUGUUUUGGGGAACUUUUCCAAAGGACCUGUCGACCCCAAAAUGGCAGACGCGAUCGACUUCAUGGUUGACCGGCUGGAGAGUCUGAACCAAAGUGACCUAGCCUCCCGGCUCACGCUCAACUGUCAGAACUCCUACGUGGAACCACACAAGAUAAAGGACGUGGUGGUGACCAUCAUUGAUGUGUUUGAUCACAGUGCCCUCUCUCUGGAGGCCAAGGAGGAGAUGUAUAAACUGUACCCCAACGCCAGGCGAGCUCAUCUCAAAACAGGCGGGAACUUCCCUUACCUCUGCCGGAGUGCGGAGGUCAACCUGUACAUCCAGAUCCACUUGCGCCAGUUCCACGGAACGAGGUACGCUGCCAUCAACCCCUCCAUGGUCAGCGCCGAGGAGCUCGAGGUGCAGAAGACUCAGCUGACGGAGGACAGAGACCUGGCCGACAGCCAAUGAGAGACUACCUUGUUCUGCUGGCACCCGCCAGUGUGUGUGUCGGUGUGUGUGUGUGUCGGUGUGUGUGUGUGUGCGUAUGGAGAAAUCAUGGAAAGGAAGCUGAAGCUUAUCAACCUUGAGCUUGCUGAUUGCUUCAUGCUUCCUUCUCCAGCACCUUCUUUUGAACAGACUUCCUUUAGCAUCGCAAUUUUCUUUCUUCCGAGGCUGAAUAAUCAAUAUACAGAUUUAAUUGAUUAUAUUUGUACCACAAAAAAAACGACAGUAUUUUGAUAAUCGCCUAUUGUAUAUACCGAGAAAGCUCUGAGGCGGCUUCAUCUUAAGAUUGCUGUAUGAUUCCAUGUCAUGAGUUUUUUUGCCUUAUGUGAAAUUAUUUGGACGAGUCAUGAUGACCUUGCACUUUUAAUUUUUGGGUUACCACUGCCAACAGUUAACUAGUAGAAUGUGAGAAAAAUGUGUGUGCGGGUUAUACUGAAACAAGCAUUGGAUAGGUAUUCGCUAGAGUUGAACCACAUUGUCAUCCCUCUAAUUUGGAGUAAAUGCAUUGAAUACUUGGUGUGUCCGAUGUGUUGUGCAGUCAUUUAAAGUAUGAGUGACUGAGUAGGUCUACGUUUUAAAACACUGUGACAUUCUAUCUUGGGGGGAAUUAGUACUUUUACUACGGAACAUUUCAAACUACUUUCUACCCUUACUCUAUUUUGUAAAUAAAAUAAUAAAUACGGAAAACUAGUCGAAUGUAGAUAUUCUUUUAAAUAUAAUGGUUCAUUAAUUAGAGCCUGAAAAUCAAAGGACCAAUGUGUGAGGAUAAACAAAAUAGGAAUGGUCAAAUCAUGUUGAUGGCUGUGCUCAAACUAAGAAAAUGUGUAGGGCUUGUACAUUGUAAUGUCAGAUUGCAACGUCUUCCGCAAUUUUGGGAGUGUAGGGGAAUGUUGGUAAUUAUAGUAAUGGUUCUUUGCUCUUUGUUUGGUUAAUUAUUCGUGAAAUUAUAUGCCAUUGUGGGAAGACACAGCCACAGAUAUUCUAUUUGUAAAAUGUGGCAAUACGUUUUUCAUUAUCCUAGGUUACUGAAUAUUUAUGUUUAUUUCGGAUUCUACAGAACUACAACUCUCUUGAGUCCUCUCAAUAUCGUUGAGUAUCGCCAACAGUUGGUCCCAUGAUGCUUUCUGAUGUACAAGCCCUAUUGUAGAUUAAAGUACGAAAAAAAAACGAUUUUGAUGUCUUUGUUAGGAAAACAGUUCCCAACUCGACAAGUAUAUUAAUACAUCAUUUAUUGGAUUUACGUGACAUUUUAGAAAGAAGGUUACACUAAUAACACUUAAAAUAUGACAGCAUUUAUCACCUUAGUGCUAAGAGGUGCCAUAAUAACAUUAAAUCGGUACAGCAGUCUUCAUCAGCAAGGCUUGACCUAGCCGCAGUUUUACAUCCGAGGGAUUUUCCUCAAGACCUUGUAUUGCAUUUCUGAGAAGGA
Gadus chalcogrammus (walleye pollock) is the source of this 2571-nucleotide messenger RNA. RefSeq names its product SPG21 abhydrolase domain containing, maspardin (gene spg21). NCBI's taxonomy places the organism in Eukaryota, Metazoa, Chordata, Actinopteri, Gadiformes, Gadidae. Gene Ontology annotation, molecular function: CD4 receptor binding. Gene Ontology annotation, cellular component: trans-Golgi network transport vesicle; cytosol. Bases 171 to 1106 code for a protein of 311 amino acids. The record is from RefSeq and is a predicted model, not a curated record. The transcript has 9 exons.